AAAUCCAUCACACAGCUCAACUCUGCUCAGAUUUUGCCGUGCAGUUGAUUGCCUUGGGCGGUAGUGUCUUUUGUCUCUAGCUAUCAUUCUCCAUAAAGAGGCUUGAUUGCACCUUCCAUUCACCAUGAAAGAAAUGUGAUUAGCACACCCAUUGGCUUUGACCAGAUCUGUGAUUGCCUUUGAUCAGACUUGCUUGAUGGCGGCCAUUAUCACCUUCCAGCAUAAUAAUAUUUUAACAAACUUUUCUCUGCAAUGGGAUCUCUUAAUGUGUUGCUCAAAGGCCACUUCUAUGCUAAGAGAAUGACCCUCUUGUCACAAUGAUUGUCAGCAGCUCAAACUCCCCCAGCCAGAUCCAAAAGCUGGUGUUGACAACAGUUUAAAUGUAAGUAUAGAAGAUGACACCAUUUUCAGCUGUCUUGAAAGCCUAAUUGAGAACAUGUUCUACCAGGUCUCAGCCAAACUUCCCUUAAGCCAUUUUGUCCAAUCUAUUCUAGCAGUUGCUAAUUUUUCAUGUUAGCUGGGAUAGGGAUCAUUGCUGAUAUAUUCCUUUUGUUCAUCUCCCUACUGUGAAUGAGUCUGGAGAGCUUUUGGACUGAGGAAUUCUGCCCCCCAGGUCUUGAUUCUGCAAAGAACAUGAAAUAAAGUAAUCCAUGCUGAAGAGGCCCCAUUCAUACAGAUGAGCCAGGGGUUGAAGCGGCACUUUAAACCCAGAUAGUCGGCUAACUGCCCGGCAGGAUGCCAUCAACCAGCCGAGCGGGCAGCCUGAAGGACCCAGAAAUUGCAGAGCUGUUCUUCAAAGAAGAUCCUGAGAAGCUCUUCACAGAUCUCCGAGAGAUUGGUCAUGGAAGCUUUGGAGCAGUUUAUUUUGCACGUGAUGUGCGCACCAACGAAGUGGUGGCCAUCAAGAAAAUGUCCUAUAGUGGGAAGCAAUCCAAUGAGAAAUGGCAGGAUAUUAUUAAGGAAGUCAAGUUCCUACAAAGAAUAAAACAUCCUAACAGUAUAGAAUACAAAGGCUGCUAUUUGCGGGAGCAUACAGCAUGGCUUGUUAUGGAAUAUUGUUUAGGAUCAGCAUCAGACUUACUAGAAGUUCAUAAAAAGCCAUUGCAAGAAGUGGAAAUAGCAGCAAUUACCCAUGGUGCUCUCCAAGGACUAGCAUACUUGCAUUCUCACAACAUGAUCCAUAGAGAUAUCAAGGCAGGAAACAUCCUACUGACGGAGCCAGGCCAGGUGAAGCUUGCCGAUUUUGGAUCUGCUUCCAUAGCCUCUCCUGCCAAUUCAUUUGUGGGGACGCCAUAUUGGAUGGCCCCAGAAGUAAUUUUAGCCAUGGACGAAGGGCAGUAUGAUGGCAAAGUAGAUGUUUGGUCUCUUGGAAUAACAUGUAUUGAGUUAGCGGAAAGGAAGCCUCCUUUGUUUAAUAUGAACGCAAUGAGUGCCUUAUAUCACAUAGCGCAGAAUGAAUCCCCUACACUACAGUCUAAUGAAUGGUCUGAUUAUUUUCGAAACUUCGUAGAUUCUUGCCUCCAAAAAAUCCCUCAAGACAGACCUACAUCAGAGGAGCUCCUGAAGCACAUGUUUGUUCUUCGGGAGCGCCCUGAAACAGUGUUAAUAGACUUGAUUCAGAGAACAAAGGAUGCAGUGAGAGAACUGGACAAUCUACAGUAUCGUAAAAUGAAGAAACUCCUCUUCCAGGAGGCACACAAUGGACCUGCGGUCGAAGCACAGGAAGAGGAGGAGGAACAAGACCACGGCGUCGGCAGGACAGGAACAGUGAAUAGUGUUGGAAGCAAUCAGUCCAUUCCCAGUAUGUCUAUCAGUGCCAGUAGCCAAAGUAGUAGUGUUAACAGUCUUCCAGAUGCCUCGGAUGAUAAGAGCGAGCUAGAUAUGAUGGAAGGGGACCACACCGUGAUGUCAAAUAGCUCUGUCAUCCACUUGAAGCCGGAGGAAGAAAACUACAGAGAAGAGUCGGAUCCUAGAACAAGAGCGACGGAGCCUCAAUCUCCACCCCAAGUAUCCCGCCACAAGUCGCAUUACCGCAAUCGAGAGCACUUUGCUACUAUACGCACAGCAUCCCUGGUGACAAGGCAAAUGCAGGAACACGAACAGGACUCUGAGCUCCGAGAGCAGAUGUCUGGCUAUAAACGCAUGAGACGGCAGCACCAGAAACAGCUGAUGGCACUGGAGAACAAACUGAAGGCAGAGAUGGAUGAGCAUCGCCUCAGGUUGGACAAAGAUCUUGAAACACAGCGCAACAACUUUGCUGCAGAAAUGGAAAAGCUAAUUAAAAAGCACCAAGCAGCCAUGGAGAAGGAGGCCAAAGUGAUGGCUAAUGAAGAGAAGAAGUUUCAACAACACAUUCAGGCCCAACAGAAGAAGGAACUGAACAGCUUCCUGGAAUCACAGAAGAGAGAAUACAAGCUCCGCAAAGAGCAGCUCAAAGAGGAGCUGAAUGAGAACCAGAGCACCCCGAAGAAGGAGAAGCAGGAGUGGCUCUCCAAGCAGAAGGAGAACAUCCAGCAUUUCCAGGCAGAGGAGGAGGCUAACCUACUGCGCCGCCAGCGGCAAUACCUGGAGCUAGAGUGCCGCCGCUUCAAGCGAAGAAUGCUUCUUGGGCGCCACAACCUGGAGCAGGACCUUGUUCGGGAGGAGCUGAACAAGAGGCAGACGCAGAAGGACCUGGAGCAUGCCAUGCUGCUGCGCCAACACGAAUCCAUGCAGGAGCUGGAGUUCCGCCACCUCAACACCAUCCAGAAGAUGCGCUGCGAGCUGAUCCGCCUGCAGCACCAGACCGAGCUCACCAACCAGCUGGAGUACAACAAGCGGCGCGAGAGGGAGCUGCGGCGCAAGCAUGUCAUGGAGGUCAGGCAGCAGCCCAAGAGCCUGAAGUCCAAAGAGCUGCAGAUCAAGAAGCAGUUCCAGGACACGUGCAAAAUCCAGACCCGGCAGUACAAAGCCUUGAGAAACCACCUGCUGGAGACCACGCCAAAGAGCGAGCACAAAGCGGUGCUGAAACGGCUCAAGGAGGAGCAGACGCGCAAGCUGGCCAUCCUCGCCGAGCAGUACGAUCACAGCAUUAAUGAAAUGCUCUCAACACAAGCUCUGCGUCUGGACGAGGCGCAGGAAGCAGAGUGCCAGGUUUUGAAGAUGCAGCUGCAGCAGGAACUGGAGCUGCUGAAUGCGUAUCAGAGUAAAAUCAAGAUGCAGGCCGAGGCCCAACACGACCGGGAGCUGCGUGAGCUUGAGCAGAGGGUGUCCCUCCGCAGGGCCCUCCUGGAGCAGAAGAUCGAGGAGGAGAUGCUGGCGCUGCAGAACGAGCGCACCGAGCGGAUACGGAGCCUGCUGGAGCGGCAAGCCCGCGAGAUCGAAGCCUUCGACUCGGAGAGCAUGAGGCUAGGUUUUAGUAACAUGGUCCUUUCUAACCUCUCCCCCGAGGCAUUCAGCCACAGCUACCCGGGAGCUUCUGGCUGGUCCCACAAUCCGACGGGGGGUGCGGGACCUCAUUGGGGUCAUCCCAUGGGUGGCCCACCGCAAGCUUGGGGCCAUCCAAUGCAAGGUGGACCCCAGCCAUGGGGUCACCCCUCGGGGCCCAUGCAAGGGGUCCCUCGAGGUAGCGCGAUAGGGGUCCGCAACAGCCCCCAGGCUCUGAGGCGGACGGCCUCCGGGGGACGGACGGAGCAGGGCAUGAGCAGGAGCACAAGUGUUACUUCACAAAUAUCCAAUGGUUCACACAUGUCUUAUACAUAACUUCAACAGUAACUGAGGGUGGCAAUUCCACUGGAGCUGUCUGCCAAGAGAAACUGCCUACAGACACCACCCCCGCAGCCUCCUCUGUGCGGCACUGCCGGGGGGGGAGCUGGGCGCACACGGAAUCUUGUAUUCAUUUUGUAAAGCAUUACGUUUCGUGUUUACUAACUGGGAUGUCAUAGUAUUUGGCUGCAGGGGCUGGGGGGUUCAUUUCUACUGGGGGGAACACGGGAGGGGGCCCGAGAAAUAUAUGCAACUAGGCAGAGGGGUUGGCGGGGACUCUCCUAAACACCCUGCAGGAGGGCCUCUGGCGGCCUGGGUCACCCCGACCCAAACGGGGCAGAGGAGGAGCUGGAGCCUUUGCCAGUGUCUGGCUGCACCCGGGGAGCCGGCUCGGCGAGCUGGGAGCUUCGGGGGUGGAGCGGCUGAAUACCUUGCCCCGUUUUUAUUUGUCAGUAAAUUGGCCUCAUUUCCAGGUGUUGCCCAAGAGGAGAGGGAGGCAUUAAAGGACUUGUAGGUGAGCAAGAGAUGGGAGAGGAGAGGCUGAGUGGCUUUGUCUGCUGAGGUGCCAGGGUCUGAUGGGACCCUUUCCACCCCAGCACCCGGCCCCUCUUGCAUUAAGAAGAGAGCUUUCUCCCGCAGAGGGCACGGGCCCUUUUCCUGGUAGCCGCAGCCAGGAGGCAAGGGCCGGACCCCGCGUCUCCGCGCUCCCCUGCCUCUGCCAGCGGUAGCUGCCUUGUGCUGGGAGGAGAAGUGGGGCAGAAGAGCAUAAGGAAGGCACUCGCAUGGGUAAUACUGUGACAUCUCAUCUUAGCUAAGCACCAGAAUAAUUCCUGGAGCCCUAAGUAGUCCUUUUGCUCUGUUCUUCAGAAAUGUUAGACUCAACAGCCGGUCAGGCUGAAAUGCCAGAGGUAUUCUGAACGAUGCCAUAGUCGCAAAAUGCCAUUGAUCGGGGUUUCCAUUACUACACUACAUCACCGAUUUAUUACCUUGGGCUUCUCGCAGUUUCCUGUUUACAUGUAGAGUGUAGCCAACUGUUUAAAUGUUUAGUUGCCAUAGUGUACCGGGAGGACCUGAGCCAACGACUCUGCCAGCUGCUGACUAACCCACAUCACCACUGUAGAUCUUGCUGCAUGUCAGGCUCCUUUCUGUUAUUUUGGUUGCUGCAAUGCUCUUCCACGUGACAGUCCGUUGAAACGUUGUGAUCAUUCGGCAGCAUGUCACCGCGCAUCGGAGGCACUACUUCCGGGAGGGUCUCGGCAGAGCUGCUGUACUACUGAAAGGGAGCGAAGGAGGCUGGGGAAGACCAUGGGAAAAGGUCAGGGAGUCUAUGCAGACACAGAAUGAUUUUUGUGGCCAAGUCUCAUCCCUCAGUGCUGGGAGUCAGAGGUGUCCUAGUGCCAACGCCAGGGAGGUCUGGGCCAGUCAGCGCCGUGGGGUGGCGAGAAGAGCAGGUAGGCGAAGUUUUGGCUCGAGGGCAGAGGGUCUCCUUCCUGGGGCCCGCCCAGCCGGAGCUCUUUGUAAAUGACUUUCCUUACAGACUAAUCAUCUUGAAGAAAACACUAGCUGCUAACUCUAGGAUUUGCCUUUAAUAUGUUUAUAGGGCUCAAAAGCAAGGUUUGCAGAAUGUGUUUGUCCACGUGACAUAUUUAUAUAGAGAAAACUCUAGCAUCUCGCUGCUGUUCGGGUUUCUCGACGGGGCGAUGUUCUUUCAUGAGCUAAAUUCAGAUCCACUCCAGACCCGUAGCUCUCAGCCCGCCUCUGGGGAAUCCAAGCUACGGGACUGACAGUGUCUCACUACAGCAUAUCACUGAACAGAGAUGAAGACUUACCAAGCCAGGCUUCAGAUUAACGCCUUAACUGGGGUCCUGUAGUAUUAACAGUGCACAGAAGUUUAGGGUGCGGCGGGGGUCCUGCAGCAGGAAAUGCCUUUUUAGCCGCCCUCUAGGUCGUGUGUACUUCUGUGAUGGCUAGGUGUCAUCCCAAGCCUUCCGGCUCUACAUCUCUGUGUGGAAUGGGCCUUCCUGGCCAUUCUUUUGCAUUUAAAACACUCAAAUUAAACCGAACUAAUAAGGAAAAUCCUCUGCAUUUUCCUGGAGGGUUUUUUUCAAAUUGAAAUUGAAAGCCAAAAAGAAGCCACCUGUGUUGGAAUUGACCCCCUUGCCGGUGCGGAGAGCAGGUCCAGAGCAUGGUGCUAAUGUGGAGUGCUUCAGAGCCCCAAGCAGCGGCGGCGGUGAUGGGGAGGCUGUACUUACACACUGAGUCGUUUCAUUCUUUUGCUUCUGUUAUGGUUUGAAUUUGGUCAAAGUCUCUGGCUUAAACUGGGCUACUUCAACCGAGUUCCCUCAGACCAUCUUGUUUGUGUAAUGUAAAGCAUGACUGAAUGCUGGACCCAACGAUGUCUAUCCCAUAUUGGCUUUUUUGUAUUCAGGAGAGUUGUGUAGUAACCAUUUUUACAUGUAUAUCAUGUGCAGACCUGGACUAUUCCAAUGAGUUUAAUAUUUUAAUUAAAAUAGUUUGCAAAAACUGAUUCAGAUCAACUCGUCUACAUGUGUGUGUCUCUGUGUGUGCACGUGGGUACCAGCAGCUGCCUUCUGAAUGAGUCUGAUCUCAGGAGAUGUCACCCAGUAACUCAGUUGUUGUAAGCGGGGGGCGGGGGAUCGUGUUCAUGUUUGUACUGGAGGUGUGUGAGGAGGUGAAUUAGUAUAUAUAAUGUAUAUGUUUUUAUAAAUAUAAAUAUAUAUAUCACAAAUAUAUUUGUGAGAUAUAUGUACAAAUAUAAAAUAAAAUAUUCCAGAGAGACGCAAACACUUUCUGAAUCAGUUUGCAAACUCCAUUUUUUUUUAAUUAAGAUGACCUGCUCCAUGCUGGACUAGACAGUCAUGCCCUAACCUUAGCCCUGGCACUGCCAAUACUGUCAUCUGUAAACUGGAAAGACAGGUCCCAGGAUCUCCUCCCGAUGCUAGUUGUACCCCUUCCCUCGGCGCGUCCCCGCGGCGCUCCCCCUCUGCAUGCUGCGUUCGGAAGCUUGUUUGCCUUCUCGCGAAAGGACCGGCCAGGACGCCUCGGCCGGCUGCUCUGCGGUGGUUUUUCCCCUUCCCCUGGGCACAGGCCUUGCAGCCGAGUGUAGCCAAGAGGCGCGAUACCGGAGGAGCCCUUCUGGGUUUUGCAGAAUUCACAUCGGCAAAAGGGGCCGCGUUUUCUGGGCGCGCUGUGGCUGCCGC
This is a messenger RNA of Alligator sinensis (Chinese alligator), 6965 nucleotides long. RefSeq names its product TAO kinase 1 (gene TAOK1). NCBI's taxonomy places the organism in Eukaryota, Metazoa, Chordata, Crocodylia, Alligatoridae. The transcript is spliced from 20 exons. Gene Ontology annotation, biological process: protein phosphorylation; execution phase of apoptosis. Gene Ontology annotation, molecular function: ATP binding; protein kinase activity. Bases 736 to 3741 code for a protein of 1001 amino acids. The record is from RefSeq and is a predicted model, not a curated record.